Messenger RNA from Ectocarpus sp. CCAP 1310/34, 2776 nucleotides. NCBI's taxonomy places the organism in Eukaryota, Phaeophyceae, Ectocarpales, Ectocarpaceae. The record is from the annotation of a GenBank genome assembly.
AUGAACUUCACGACCAUCAAGGACCAGGCUUGCCGCAUCAUGUGGUCCCAGCGCGACCCGUCCCUCCGCCGCUCCGGCGUCGGCAACAUCUUCGUCAAGAACCUCGAUGAAACCGUCGACAACAAGGCCCUGUACGACACGUUCUCCCUGUUCGGGAACAUCCUGUCGUGCAAGGUUGCCACAGACGAUGCCGGCGAGAGCAAGGGCUACGGCUACGUCCACUACGAGGGCGGGGUGUCGGCCAACAUGGCCAUUGCCAAGAUCAACGGCAUGCUCAUCGCCGGGAAGCAGGUGCACGUGGGUCACUUCGUGCGCCGCGACAACCGUGCCGGCCAAGCCGACUGGACGAACCUCUACGUGAAGGGCCUGCCCAGCUCGUGGGACGACGCCAAGCUCCGCGAGGAGUUCGAGAAGCACGGCACGGUGACGAGCUGCAAGGUGCAGGUGGCGCCCCAAGAGGCGGACGAGUCUAAGGAGAAGGGCAAGGGCGGAGGGGGCAAGAGCCGCGGGUUCGGAUUCGUCAACUUCGAGGAACACGAGUCUGCCGUGAAGGCCAUCGAGGCACUGAACAAUGCGGAGGUGCCCGAUGGCGAGGGCACGACGACCUUGUACUGCGCGCGCGCCCAGAAGAAGAGCGAGCGUGCGCGUGAGCUGCAGUCCAAGCACGACCAGGUGAAGAUGGAGCGCAUGAACAAGUUCCAGGGCGUGAACGUGUACGUGAAGAACCUGGACGAGGGCGUGACGGAGGACGCGCUGCGCGAGGCGUUCGCCCCGUACGGCACGAUCACGAGCGCGCGCGUCAUGGUGGACAACGCGAACAACAACCAGAGCAAGGGCUUCGGGUUCGUGUGCUUCUCGGCGCCGGAGGAGGCCACCAAGGCCAUCACCGAGAUGAACGGGAAGAUGCUGCUCAACAAGCCCAUCUACGUGGCCCUGGCGCAGAGGCGCGAGGUGCGCCGCACGCAGCUCGAGGCGCAGUUCGCGCAGCGCACCGGUGGGAUGCCCCCCCGCGGCAUGCCCAUGGCCCCCGGCGCCCAGGGAAUGUACGGCAUGCCCUACUGGAUGGGAGCCCAGCCCGGCAUGCCCCAGCAGCCUCGGCAGUUCAUGAUGCCGCAGAUGAUGCCCAGGGGGCCCCGCGGACCCAUGCCCGCUUACGGAGGCCGCGGCAACUACCCCAUGCCUGCCUACGCCACCCCCGGACAGAUGCCCGGGCAGCCGCAGCCUCGCCGCGGAGCCGGGCCCCGCCAGCAGCGCGGACAGCCGCAGCCCCAGGGGGGACGCGGAGGACCGCAGGGAAGGGGAAUGCCCCAGCAGCCUCAGGGUCCCGGAGGCCCCGGCCGCGGCAACUUCAAGUACACCCAGGGCGUCCGCAACCAGCAGCCCGGAGCCCCCAACAUGCCUCCCCAGCAGCAGCAGCAGCAACAGCAGCAGCAGCCGGGUGCCCCCCAACAGCAGUCGAUGCCGGCUCCCGGCCCGCAGGCUGCGCCGGCCACGAACGAGUCUCUGUCUGCGGCGGCUCUCGCCGCUGCGCCCCCGGAGAAGCAGAAGAACAUGAUCGGGGAACGCCUGUACCCUCUCAUCUACGAGGGCCAACCGGCCCUGGCUGGAAAGAUCACCGGCAUGCUCCUCGAGAUGGACAACGGAGAGCUCCUCCACCUGCUCGAGUCCCCGGAUUCUCUCGCUGCGAAGAUCAACGAGGCUCUGCAGGUCCUGAGCGAGCAUCAGCAGGAGAACAACUAGGGGAACACCAACGGACCGCGCAGUUGGAAGCGUUGCCACCAAGAAAACACGGCGGCGUAGUAGAUGGUCUUGCGCCUUGGUCGCUGCUUCGAUUGAUUCGAGGAAUCCUGGUUCGUUUGAGCAGAGUCGUGCGGGUUGGGCUGUCCCCACCGACACUCGUUUUCGACUAUUCGUCUACCUCACGUUGUGCUUGUCGGGGUAGUUGCGGUGCGCUCGUUGCUGUUUCGGUUCAGUACCGUCCGAGUGUUUUGAGUUUUACCAGUGCAGGGGGGGGGGGGUCUGCGACAGGGUCGAAUGUGGAGGGGUCGAAACCUUCCCAGCACGAGGGUACUGCUGCAGUAGCGCGGAUUGCGGAUGGGCUUUAGUGCGCAAGCAUGUUCCGUCGACCACCCCGCUUGUUUUUCGGUCCAUACGGUACGCGUGUUCUGGCGGUUUCUGGGUUGGACGUCUUUGCUGCCGUGUUGGCGUAUAUGUUGUCGCUCCUUUCGGGGCGUCAAGUUGGUUGCCAUCGUCACAGCACCGCUGAUGAUGUUGCUGCUUUCUCCUACUAUUGGUGCUUUUGGUUCCGUCUUGCCUUGUUGGGUGUACUGCUGCCGGCCUUGUCGUGGGUUCGUCUCUUGCGAACGCGGCUGCGCGUCUUGCUUGCGCAAAACCACGCUGCUGUUGUAGUUGGAGCUCGUCGCGGGGGUGGAAAAAAAAAAACUCUUGCUUUCAUUGAGUGGUUUGUUGUCGUCCUCGGGCCGCGGCAUGGUGUACCAUUCGUGUUUUCGAGAGCGAAAGGCUUGGGGGCAUCUUUCUGGCUCCACACCGGAAGCAAUUCGUUUCUGGAAGUCGUGCGUUCGUGAUACCGUCGCCGAUGCAAUUCGCUACGCGUUCGCGCAGCACGUUUGUUGUCCUUCCUGCGUGCAGGCCAUGACCGAUUCACUUUCCUUCGUUCGAUGGAGUCUCUCAUCUUAUCAUCCUGUCUUCCACCCUGAUGUGCAUGUAUCCCACCGUCGAAGCGGCACGCAGCAGCUUGCUGUUAACGUAGGGCCGA